GAAAGUUGUCAUGUUUACACAUACGGGUAUUUUGUACUAUUCGGUCAUGUCUUAAGAAGUAGGAUAUUCAUACUGAAUUAGGAAACGAUGUGCUGCCAUAUUUCUUUGGAUAAAUAUGUAGUUUUAUGUUCGCUUAUGAUUAAGCACUAAAGACUAAAACGAUGAAGGCAAGAUUUUAUCCAGCUGGUAAAUAAUUCAACUAAAAAUGACAACAACAGAAAAUGAAUAUUACCUUAGAACAACACUGCUUAUUAUGAAGGGUGGCGUUUUUGCCACAAGAAAAAUACUAAAUAGACAGGUUGCGAGUAAUGGAGGUGAUCUUAAUGUCUUGUUACUCAGCAACAGGAGAAAAUUAGAACAUGAAUUUCAUAAAAAGCAAUAUGAAAAACUUUUUCCAUUCUCUGGAGAAACAAAUGUUGAUGUGUGGGACAUUGCAAUGCUAACUGGUGUAUUGUUAAUUGUGUUUAAGCCAACUCUGUGCGACAAAGAUCGUGAUGCAAUACGCGCUAUCAAGAGCAACAGGAAUGAAGUGUCAGCACACAAUCCAACUGCAUCUCUUUCGAUCGACACUUUUGAAUAUUGUCGGGAUGAAUUAGAAAAAGCAAUCACACAACUUUGUUCAACAUUUGAUGACACCAUCAAGAAAGAAUGUAAAGAUAUCAUAAAUAAUUGCUUAAACGGAGCCUUAGAAAUUAAAUCAUGCUUGGAAAGUAUGAAAAGUGCAUGUGACACCGAUGACCUUUUCCGUGCAAUAAUGGCAAAAUUUGACUCUACUGGGAAGCAAUUGAGUGAAGAAAUCACGUCUGCAAAGAAAGACAUAUGUAAAGCAGUUCAUGAUGAACAAGAAAAGCAAACAUCUGAAAUACGAAAUAUGGUCAUAGAAGCUGUGAGAAAGGCAUACCAUGAAGGACGUAUCAUGAAGACGGUGAAAGGAGAAGAUUAUAAACCAAAGCAGAAAACAUUUCGACUGCCCAUACGAUGUGAAUCAUUCGGCGGCUUAGAACACAUUUGGAACUUGUUUGAAGGACAUGGAUCUAAAAAUCUAGAGAAGUUAGCAAUUGCUAUGUCAGCACAUCUUGGGACGACAAUUACAUUGACCAGUGCUGUAAAUGUAGGCCUGUUCUUAAAUGCAUUUGAAGAAGAAGGUCUUAUUGAAAGAGCCUUUACCAAAGAACAAGUGUUUACAAAUGCAGUCAAGAAAUUCCUCCAUAUGACUGGGCCAACUUUGCUUGCCACUUUAUUGUAUCAGUGUAAACUAAUACCGAAACUUGCUUACAACUGUAUUAUGGACUCCGUUAAGGUUGAUACAAGCCGCCAGAAAGAGGAAAUACUUGAUGAUUCAAACAGAAUUUUGCUUCAUCUUCUACGACAUCGGUUUGAAAGUGUAUCGAAACGCCGAAUACUUUUUGUAUGGAUAUUUAUGAAAAUUUACAUACACUGUACCAGGAUGCCAAUGACGGUUCCAAAAAUGACUGUUAAAAGGUCGUAUAAAAUACUUCGUAGCAUGAUGGUAAACAAUCUGUUAAACAAUGAAGAUAAAGUUAGAUACGAAUAUGUGUUGAAAACGACAUUGGCAACACCAGCGAUAACAGAAGCUGAUCUAGAUAAAAAAUUUAUAUGUAUCACCCUAUUGCAAGACUAUUAUGGUUUUAAAUAUGAUCAGGACCAGGUAGAAAAAGACGCUCUGAUAAUAAAAAUGUCUGAGCUAGUUUUCAAAACUAGAAACCCAUUAGUGUCAGAAAUAAUGUAUUUAAGCCGAUUAGCUGUUCUUUUGUACAAAAGUUGUAUGCUGACAGAAAGUAAAAUCCUCUUGCACGGUGCUAUGUGUAAGGCUUGUUUCGUAGAUCCAUGCUACGAAGUAAUUGAUAUGCACUAUAUGCAUGUAUUUCUCAAUCUUUUACAAUAUGAACAGUUUCCAUCAACAGAUAGUCGGGAAGCUGUUUUAAGGUCAGGAAGAAUCGGACUGGAAAUGUUGACUUGUACGAAAGAAUAUCAUCACGUGUAUGAAAUAUGGAGGUAUAUGUUUAAAUUGAGAAUGGUUUUCUGUCUUCUUCAGCUAGGAAGCAGUGGAUACUUAAUUCAAUCAAAUGAAACUGUUAUUGACGAGGCUUCAAUCGUCGAAGCGAAUUCUCUUCUUGAAGAUAUUGCUCGUAUGGACUCAUUCAGUCACUGUUUUGGGAGAAAAAAUCUUUAUUAUUUUGCGCUAGUGAGAUUAUGUAUUUUGAAAUCAAAUUACCAUAUGGCUAGGUUUUAUAUACACGGCCUCCUAAAUCAACUUGCAAACUGUUAUGUAGGAAAAGAUCCAAAGAUUCUAGUAGUUGCAAAAUCAUACUUGAAAGACAUUAAUGAUAUAUUGAAAUCUGACGAUAGCGUAUUGGAGGAAAAAGAAGGCACUCAAGUGAACAGUACCAAAGAGCAUCUCUGUUCAACAUCAGAGACAUCUGAUCUGUCCGUUUUGCGUGAAGAAAAGCAAGCAUCAGAGAUAAAUGAACCAGAACUAAAACAUCUUGAAGGCCAUGAACCACCAAUUGACUUCAGUAAUCCAGAAAAAGUCCUAAGCGAUUUAAGACAAUUGUUUGACAGUUUCUUUAAUGAAAGAAUUGUUCAAAACCCACAAAGAAAAACAUCAAGAAAGAAAAAGCAGAAAACAAAGCGCAGACAAAAAGAUAUGCGUGAUUAUCUUGACGAGCCUAGCAUUGAGUGAACUUCUACAGCAGUAUUCUAAUACUAGAUUAAUUUGUGAUGACUACUUAGUGACUUGUUUCUUUCUAAAUUUGACUUAUCUUGAAAUGACAUUCCUGAUUGCAAAUUCAAAUCUUUCUAUGUAUACAAAUGUAAAAAUAUAUGUGGCUCUGCAAAACAGACACCAUACAUUUCAAAUUUUAUUUAGUUUAAAUAUUCACCUGCUAAAUGUUAAUUUUAGAAAGUACUUGCAGGAAACGUAGCGUAUGCGGAAAGUCAAUGAUUUUCCAGCAAGAUGUUUUAAUACAUUUUUAAAGUUUCUUUUUUCAAUUUUGUUAUCUUAAAAACAUAUCGACUAAGCAAGAAGCUCCAUUUAUAAUUGUGCCCCAAAUGAGUGGUGGGGGUGCAUAUAGAUUUGGUCUUGUCCGUCCGUCCGCCCGUCCGUCCGAAGUUCGAAGACGCGCCUAGCUCAAAAUGUAUUUGAUAUAAAUUGAUGAAACCUUGCACGAGUCUUUAUCAUGAUAUGAACAUGCGCACCUCCUAUUUUUCGUCUGGCUCCGCCCCCCCCCCCCUAUUUUUAGAGUUAUGGCCCCUGAAAUAGUCAAAAAUGCACAUUUUCACCUUGUGACACGCCUAGCUCAAAAAGUAUUUGAUAUUGAUUCAUGAAACCUUGCAUGAGUCUUAAUCAUGAUAUGAACUUGUGCACCUCCUAUUUUUCAUUUUGGUCUGCUCCCUAUUUUUAGAGUUAUGGCCCCUGAAAUAGGCAAAAAUGCCCUUUUUCACCUUGUGACGCGCCUAGCUGAAAAAGUAUUUAAUUUAUAUAUAAAUUGAUUAAAUCUUGUAUGAGUCUUUAUCAUGAUAAGAACUUGUGCACCUUCUAUUUUUGUCUGACUCCGCCCCCUUUUUUCAGAGUUAUGGCUCCUGAAAUAGUCAAAAAUGCACAUUUCACCUUGUGACGUACCUACCUCAAAAAGUAUUUUAUAUAAAUUGAUUAAACCUUGUAUGAGUCUUGUCAUGAUAUGAACCUGCGCACCUCCUAUUUUUUGCCUGGCUCCACUCACUAUUUUUAGAGUUAUGGCCCCUGAAAUAGUCAAAAAUGCACAUUUUGACGCACCUAGCUCAGAAAAUAUUUAAUAUAAAUGUUUGAAAACUUGCAUAAGUCUUUAUCAUGAUAUAAACUUGCACACCUUCUAAUGUUUGGCCGGCUCCACCCCCCUAUUUUUAAAGUUAUGGCCCCUGAAAUAGUAAAAUAAAUGCACAUUUUCACCUAAUUAUGUGCCUAGCUCAAAAAGUAUUUAAUGUAAAUUCAUGAAACCUUGCUAGAGUCUUUAUCAUCAUGUGACCUUUCACACUUGGCAUUCUUCUUGAGAAUCUGUGUGCUUAUUACAGUUAUGGCCCUUGAAAUAGCCAAAAUAGUUGAUUUUUUGUUUGUGAUGCUCAUAGCUCUAUAAUGUCUGUUUAGGCUAAACCCCAUUAACACUGCAAACAUUUGAAUUAUUGCCCCUUAUUUGUGACAAAUAUACCAAUGGGGGGCACACCCUGUGUCCUACAGACACAUUCUAGUUUUUUUCUAUCUAAUUUCAACUAUCCCAGAUAACAGUUUAUUAAGCCGACAUAUCACUUGUAAUGCAAAAGAUAUUCAUAUUUGUAGCGCAGGUAUGACCUUCAUAAAUCACUUCAUAGAGUACAGUUUGGUUGAAUUACAUUUUUUAGUCAAACUCAAUCAACAUUUUCAUUUUUGUUAGGUUGGGCGACCUGUGAAGUUCCCAUUGUUUUCUUUAUCAUGUUCUCAGCCUAUUUGAAAGAAAAUUUCGGUGAAUGAUGGGUUGUUUCACUUGAAAAUUGAACAGCAUAUAAAAAAUAUUUCACUAUAUAUUAUUUACAAAAUAAUUCCUGAAAAGGAUUGCAUUCUUUCGGACAGUUAAACGCCUUUAAAACACAACGUUUUCAAAGAACUGCUACAUAUCUUCGCUUUGAUGCAUUUGCAAUAAUACCCCAAGCCUGAAAUGUCACAUAACUAGGUUGAACAUAGUUUUCAGCAAUUGUUUAUUUUAUUUCUUUACAAAGGUCAUUCAUUUUUAAAGAGGUGACCUAUAUUCCAAUCUUUAAAAGCAAAAUUCGUGUAAAACGAAAAAUGUAUCGCACGUACAAAGCCAUACAUUUAUGGAAUCCAGUUCCAUCAAACAUCAAUCUGUCAAAGAUAAUUUAUUAACAUUUUAACGAAAAAUUAAGGAAUAUUUAUUACAAGAUCAACGUUACUAAUACAUCAAUAUUAUCAUGCAUUUUUAUGACAAAGGUUAGCUUUUAAAUUUUAUGAUAUUGAUGGAUGAUUGCACAUGUAUGCAAAAUGAAUUACACUGAUUUAUCUUUAUACUCUUCUUGUUGUAGAUAGUGUGUUUUUACAUUGAUAUAGAAGGCCAUAUUGGAAAUAAGUUGUAUGUAUACUAUGUAUAAUACUCUUAAUAUGUCACCUUCUUAAAUAAAGUUAUUAUUUUUUAUUAUUAUUAUAAUCAUAAAUGUUCACACUGUUUUUACCCAAUGUUAAAUCGAAUGUUCUGAGACUCUAGUUUUCACUAUAUUUCAUUUUCUCAUAGCCUGUAUCAAAAUGAUAAAAUUUUAUAUAAAUUUCUACAUCAUUGCGUUAUUUCUACACGAUUUCCCUGAAAAAAAAAACUAGUUACAAAUUUGCAGUGAUAUAAAUUAUGCCAAAACAAUGU
Molecule: messenger RNA, 5399 nt
Organism: Mercenaria mercenaria
Lineage: Eukaryota; Metazoa; Mollusca; Bivalvia; Venerida; Veneridae
Exons: 5
Coding region: 206-2704 (832 amino acids)
Source: RefSeq, a predicted model, not a curated record